This is a messenger RNA of Camelina sativa (false flax), 1933 nucleotides long. Lineage: Eukaryota; Viridiplantae; Streptophyta; Magnoliopsida; Brassicales; Brassicaceae. The record is from RefSeq and is a predicted model, not a curated record.
AGAAAUGAAUCGGAUUUGUAAUUAUAUUGGUGUUUCUCGUAAUGAAGAUUUUGCGAUUUCUUCUGAUGCUUGGGAAGCUAGUAAGAAAAAGCGUUCCUCUUCAGAUGUUAUUAACAGUUUAAAGUCUCUUGACCUUGAUAGUAACAAGGUUCAGGCUCAGGAUUUGAGUGAAGCAGGUCCUAGUGGUGUUGUUCUUGAUGCUUCUAAUUCAACGAAUCGGGACAUUACUAAGUUAGCCCCUUACGAUUCGAGGGAUAUUGCGGUUGCUGGUUGUGGUGGACUCAAUGGGGUAAGACCACCAGUACUUAACCUUCCUCCUGCGGAUAACAGAGUUGUUGAUGGUGGUACGGUAGCAAAAUAGGCGUGGUAUUGGUGGGGGUAUUAAGGGGGUAAGACCAUCAGUACUUAAGCCUCCUCCGGUGAUGAAGCUACCUCCACUUGAUCUUCCGGGAUCUUCUUGGGAUUUCCUUACUCAUUUGGCUCCUGAAAGUGACACAGUUAGGCGGCCAAGUUCUUCUUCUUCCGAAAAUGGCAGUGAUGAAGAGGAAGUCCGGGGAGAUAUUUCUAUCGAGUUGGAGGAUCCCACUGAUGAGGCAUGCUCAUUCACUACAAACGAGUGUGACUCCUCAAGUACAGUAUCCAAUACCUCCCCUAUUUUUGUCUCCGGAGGACCUAUCAAUACUUCUUGGCAGAAGGGUCAACUUAUGCGACAAGGAUCAUUUGGCUCUGUGUAUGAAGCCAUCUCAGAAGAUGGGGACUUCUUUGCUGUCAAGGAAGUUUCACUUCUUAAUCAGGGAAGUCAGGCACAAGAAUGCAUACAACAAGUUGAAGAGGAGAUUGCACUACUUAGUCAGCUUCAGCAUCAGAAUAUUGUGCGAUAUCGUGGCUCAACCAAGGAAGGAUCGAAUUUGUACAUCUUUCUUGAGCUUGUAUCCCAAGGGUCCCUACUAAAACUCUACGAAAGAUACCAGCUUCGGGACUCUGUAGUCUCCUUGUACACAAGACAGAUUCUUGACGGUUUGAGAUAUCUCCACGAUAAAGGUCUUGUUCACAGGGACAUCAAAUGUGCAAAUAUAUUGGUGGACGCUAAUGGCGCCGUCAAACUUGCAGAUUUUGGAUUGGCGAAGGUGUCAAAGUUAAACGAUAGUAAGUCCUGCAAGGGAAAUCUAUUUUGGAUGGCUCCGGAGGUUAUUAACCCUAAGGGUAAUGAUGGGUAUGGAAGUCCAGCUGAUAUAUGGAGCCUUGGGUGCACUGUGCUGGAAAUGUGUACUGGACAGAUCCCUUACUCUGAUCUACAACCUGUUCAAGCCCAUGUUAGGAUCGAAAUGGGUACGCUUCCAGACAUACCGGAUACUCUAUCGCUAGAUGCCCGGGAUUUCAUAGUUACAUGUCUGAAAGUGAACCCGGAAGAGCGGCCAACUGCAGCUGAACUGCUGAACCAUCCAUUUGUGAGAAUGCCCUUACUAUCCUCGGGCUCAGGAGGCUCAGUAUCUCCGCUUAUCCGUAGAUGAGGUGUAACCAGAAGAUUUAUGAGGGAGUAGACCCCGUAGAAACGAUUGGGGAGAAACGAGAUAUGAUUCUUCGACAGACGCCCGGUUUGGGUUGUGCAGGAAGAGCUAAACUCCCUGGAGACAUAUCUUCAGGUAGUUUCUGUCUCAUUCGAUGGUUAUUUGUUCUAAGUUGCGUUUUGGGAUUAUUUUUAAAAUUGAAGAGCCUUAAUUGAAAUUAGAUUGUUGGUUUGUUUAGUUUUGUUAAAUUAUAUAUAUGCAUGUUGCAAUGUGAUGUAUAUAAGAAGAGCCUGAGUUGAAUUAGUGUUUCUGGUGUAUAGGCUUGUUUGGUCAUGUAAUGUGAUGUAAUGUAUUAUAGUUCCUGCGUGUUGUAAUUGUGUGUACACAGAUCAUGUCUCGAUCCAUUUUAUCUUCAGUUUUUCUCA